This is a messenger RNA of Capsicum annuum, 1082 nucleotides long. RefSeq names its product 28 kDa heat- and acid-stable phosphoprotein. Lineage: Eukaryota; Viridiplantae; Streptophyta; Magnoliopsida; Solanales; Solanaceae. The transcript is spliced from 8 exons. The coding region runs from base 300 to 788 and encodes 162 amino acids. Gene Ontology annotation, cellular component: cytosol. Gene Ontology annotation, molecular function: RNA binding. The record is from RefSeq and is a predicted model, not a curated record.
AUUCCAAAAGCCUUUUCCCAAAGUAUCCAAAAGGCCCAAAGGAAUACAUCUUGUGUGGUACCAAUAGCUCGUGAAAAAAACGCUGUUUAAUGUUCGAUUCCCACUCACAUGUAACUUUCCAAUAUACUUCCGAGCAUUCGCACCACAAUAUUCCCCUAGGGUUUUUAUUCCCAUCUAAAUAAAUAAAAAUAAAAAUAAAAAUUGUAAUUGUAAUUUUUGGUAGAGAAGGCAGUGGAAAAAGUUGCAAACCCUUCGAUUUUCCACCUUCGACUUCGGCUUUCCUUCUUUCAAUUUCAGCUAUGGGAAGAGGAAAGUUCAAAGGAAAACCUACUGGCCGCCGCCAGUUCUCCACCCCCGAGGAGAUGAUUGCUGGUUCUUCUGCUCGCCGUCCUCGGACGUUUAAGCAGGAAGAGGCUGAAAUUGAGGAGGAUGAGAGAUCUGAGGAGUCUGAAGAGGAAUCUGAAGACGAUUCCAAUGGAGAGAAGCGGAAAGGUACCCAGGGUAUCAUUGAGAUUGAGAACCCCAAUUUGGUUAAGCCAAAGAACGUGAAAGCUAAAAAUGUCGAUAUUGAGAAAACAACUGAGCUUUCAAGACGUGAAAGGGAAGAGAUAGAGAAACAGCAAGCUCAUGAGAGGUACAUGAGGCUGCAAGAACAAGGAAAAACAGAGCAAGCUAGGAAAGAUUUAGAGCGAUUGGCCCUCAUACGACAACAAAGAGCAGAUGCUGCGAAAAAGCGAGAGGAGGAGAAAGCUGCCAAAGAACAGAAGAAAUCGGAAGCUCGCAAGUAACAUAUGGCUCCAUGAAUGAUGUUAUUAAUCAAUGAUUCCCCAAGUACAAGAUCUAUCCCUACCAAAAUUGGCUAAUGCUGGAGUUUAUGCUUCACCGUUCAUUUAUGUUAUUGUCUAGUUUUAUAAGCAGACAUCGUAUAGAUGAAAUCAUGAAAUUAUACUGCUUUGAUUCUGUAUACACAAUAGUUCUAUCUGGCCUUAACAUGGACAAUCAUGGGAAGGAUUUUACUCUUUUCUUUUUGGUUGGUUGAAGUCUCGAGCCUAAUUAUAUGACUAUUCUACAGUUUUAUGUUU